CAAGAAGUCUAAGAAACAGAGUGGGUAUUCGAUCAAUUCCAUCCAUCUCUUCUACGUGCUUUCUUUCAUCCACUACUUACACACUGCGAGCCUUAUAUCAUCGAUCCAUGUCAUCGUCGUCUUCCUCAAAGAGACACUGGCCCAGCAUGUUCAAGUCCAAGCCCAAUCCGUGGCACCGCCACUGCAGUGACAUAACCGCCGGAGGCGGAGGACUCGCCGGCCGCGGCGGUUGUGAUCAAGAGAGCAGCCGGAGUGGGCCGGAGCCCAAAGCGAGAUGGAAUCCGAAGCCGGAGCAGAUUCGCAUUCUUGAAUCCAUCUUCAAUUCCGGUAUGGUGAAUCCUUCCAGAGAUGAGAUUCGGAACAUCAGAGUCAAACUUCAAGAGUUCGGUCAACUGGGCGACGCCAACGUCUUCUACUGGUUCCAAAACCGAAAAUCAAGAACCAAACACAAACUCCGGCAGCUCCAAACCUCCUCCGCCCUCUCCCCGCCACUGCCGCCUUCGUCGCCUCCGCAACAGCAACGAAAAACCCACACUCCUUUACCCCCACCGCCUCCUCCUCCGCCUCUUCCUCUCAUCGACCCAUCAGCUUGUGGUUUUGGUUCUUCAGGGGAUGAUACUCCGGCGAGCCUUUUGCUCGCCCAGCUAAUGUCCGACUACCCUCCACAGACGGCGGCAAAAUCAACAGUGUUGGUAAGUGGAGACAUGGCAUUGGAGGUGGCGGCGGCGGCACAUCUCAACGUGAAGGCGGCGUUUGGUGAUGACGCGGUGCUGAUACACUACCCGUCCGGCGAGCCCCUCCUCACCGAUGAAUGGGGAGUGACCGUGAAUCCACUUCAGGACGGUGCUUACUACAUUUUAGUUCGGGCGUAAUAUUUGAACUUAUAGAAAUAUAAUGACACUCGAUUGGGUUUCAGUUUCUUAACUAUCUGAUUUAUGGACUUAUUCUAUGUACGUAAUUCUAUAAUUCUAUUAUCGUUCGCGAUGUAUCGUAAGCUCUUUUAUUGCAACCUCUUCUUAGCAAUUUAAUAAAUUAAACUAAUUAACAUGUCAUGUUUAACACGUUCUUUUUUGUAUCGUUCCAAUUAAUUCU
Molecule: messenger RNA, 1092 nt
Organism: Cuscuta europaea
Lineage: Eukaryota; Viridiplantae; Streptophyta; Magnoliopsida; Solanales; Convolvulaceae
Source: the annotation of a GenBank genome assembly